This is a messenger RNA of Zerene cesonia (dogface butterfly), 2541 nucleotides long. It is a transcript of the gene mnd, whose product is annotated as large neutral amino acids transporter small subunit 1. The transcript is spliced from 5 exons. Gene Ontology annotation, molecular function: L-amino acid transmembrane transporter activity. The coding region runs from base 568 to 2055 and encodes 495 amino acids. Gene Ontology annotation, cellular component: membrane. The record is from RefSeq and is a predicted model, not a curated record. NCBI's taxonomy places the organism in Eukaryota, Metazoa, Arthropoda, Insecta, Lepidoptera, Pieridae. Gene Ontology annotation, biological process: amino acid transmembrane transport.
CUAUAUGAAAAGUACAUUGAAUAGUAAAGUGGGGUCGCAUAACGUAGAACGUGUGUUGCGCGCCGUGCCGGCCUUCGAUCGGAACAUAUGAGUUGUAACCACUUUACGAAAUUAUUUGUCAUUAUAUUAAUUUCAAAAAUUCUAAUACAACGUUCUCGUUUUUAACAUAUUAAUGAACAUUGCAAACUUAUUUUGACCUACAUAUUUUAGAAUAUAUUAACCUAGCAGCGAAGGAUAAUAUAGGUAAAAAACGCGUGAAUAAUUAUUUCAAACGGUGAAUAGUACGCAACGUGUUAUCAGCUGGUGUUCGGUGGUCAAGCGGUUUCCUUUUUUAUUAAUAUAUAAAUUUAUAUAGAACAGUUUUAUGGUGUAAAUCGCACGUGGUGUUUCCCGCGGUGGCUUAGUCGUGUGAUGCAAUGUUUGCAUGACGGGUCAUCAGUUUCGGAAGUAGCAUACAAUAUGUUUUUAUUUUCAAAUAAAACUGAAUACUCGUACGAAUAAACUUUACUAUUUUGGUGAUCUGAGAAAAGAAAUAUUGAUAAUUGUAGUGUAAUAUAAUUAUAAAUAAUGGCAAAAGUAUCCGCAUCGGAAAGUUUAACGCCGAAGGUGAUGGAUAGCGGUGAAGGCGGUGAAAAUGCCGAAGAACCGAGGGAAGGAGUUCAAUUGAAGAAAGAAUUGAGUUUGGUCAAUGGAGUAGCGAUCAUUGUUGGAGUAAUUGUGGGAUCGGGUAUUUUCGUAUCCCCAAGUUUAGCCUUGAAAUUCGCGGGCUCAAAGGGUAUGGCCCUCAUUAUUUGGGUCCUUUCCGGCUUCCUGUCAAUGAUCGGGGCACUAUGCUACGCGGAAUUGGGUACAAUGAUCCCAAAGUCCGGCGGUGACUACGCGUAUAUAGGGGAAGCAUUCGGGCCGCUUCCAGCUUUCUUAUACCUCUGGGUCGCGUUGUUAAUUUUGGUGCCUACUGGAAACGCCAUCACGGCACUAACAUUUGCGCAGAACAUUCUGAAACCUUUGUCACCAGCUUGUGAACCCCCUUCAGAUGCUGUUACGUUAAUUGCUGCUGCUAUAACGUGCUUUCUAACAGCUAUAAAUUGUUACAACGUGAAGUGGGUGACUCGUGUACAAGAUUCUUUCACCGCGGCUAAAAUAUUGGCGCUGUUGGUCACAUUUUUUGCUAGCAUUUGGUAUUUGUUUUCGGGAAACACCCAGAAUUUGGAAUCAAUGAUGCAAGGGACCACAACGAAUCCUGGGGACAUCGCCAUCGCAUUCUAUACCGGCUUAUUUUCUUACUCUGGUUGGAACUAUCUUAACUUUGUUACUGAGGAAUUGAAAGAUCCGUAUAAGAAUUUACCGAAAGCAAUAUGCAUAUCAAUGCCGGUCGUUACAUUAGUGUAUGCGCUUACAAACGUUGCAUUUUUCGCUGUUCUCACAAACGACGAGAUAAUGUCAUCCGAAGCAGUGGCCGUAACGUUCAGUGAGAAGAUCCUCGGGCUGGUAUCCUGGAUCAUGCCUCUCUUUGUAGCGCUGUGUACAUUCGGCUCACUAAACGGAGCUAUUUACGCAUCGUCCCGACUGUUUUUCGUUGGCGCCAGAAACGGACACCUGCCAUUGGCGAUCUCGUUGAUAGACAUUCGACGACUUACUCCUGUUCCGUCUCUUAUAUUUAUGUGUCUGGUAACUCUCGUGCUGUUAAUGUUUAACAACGUCGAGUCGCUGAUGGUGUACGUGACAGCUGUAGAAGCUAUAUUUAUAUUUUGCUCGGUCUCUGGUCUAUUGUGGAUGCGUUACUCUCGCCCGAAACUGCAACGGCCAAUACGAGUGAAUUUAGUGCUCCCAAUAGUGUUUCUUAUAAUCUGCAUAUUCUUAGUUGUAUGUUCCUGUUUUACACAUUUUCUGGAAGUGGGUAUCGGUGUUGCAAUUAUAGCUCUCGGUGUACCCGUCUAUUGGGUAUUCAUUAUGUGGCAAAGUAAACCAACAUGGCUAUUAACCGCCUGCAAUUCGUUCAAUCUUUUCUGCUCAAAAAUGUUUUUAUGCCUCCCAGAAGACUCCAAAGAAUUAUGAUUGAUCUGAGUUUAAUAUUACGGGCUGUGUGUAUGUAUUUAUUAAUAUAUUUUUAUAUCCAUUGACGUAGACUCACUAAUCACAAAAUGUCGUCAAAAAUGUCUGAGCGGCGUUGUAUAAAACACUCAUUCAAAUGAUUACCUUAUUUCGAGGGAGGUCGGAUAGACUAUCUAUUGUAUAGCUUAUUAGAAAACACUGCUUAAAAGAUGCGUAGACAGACUUUUGCUUCAGACAAUUUAUGAGAGUGAUCGAGUCUAGCUGUUUAUUGUACGUUAAUGUUAAUAAAGCAAUUAAUUGUAAUAAGUGAUACAAUUAUGUAGAUCUGUUUAGAUAACGAAAACAAAUGCUUCCUAAUUUUAAUGUUAAGUUUGUUUAGACAAUAAUUUUGGAAGAAAAAAGACGUUUGCAAUUUGCAACUGUAUUAUUAAGGAGGUAUGAUAAGCUUGUAUUGUCAAUUAUUAAAACAAUGCUUUUUAUGGAAAUUCC